UGAUUAGAUAGAGGCCAUCAUGAAUGACUUCAUUCAGCUUAAACCACAGUCUAACGUUUAUGAAGCUGAAACUAUGGUUGAAGGAACACUGGAUGGUUUCUCAUUUGAUUCAGAAGAUGAGGCUGACAAGAUUCCUAAAGCCGUUCCUCAUCAAAAUAACCAAAAUGAGGAUGUUGAAGAACAAACCAAUGGUAAAAAUAAUGGGAAAACCAAACGGAAAGCUGAGAAAACAUUGGGAAUUGCUCGGAACAGAGGUAAAGCUGUGGGAGGAAAGAUGCAAGCACCAAAGAUGCAAUCCUCAUUUCUAGAACGCAUUCUCGGCCUCGUGAUGGCGAACCUGGUCACUGCAAAGCAUGCUGGUUGUCUGGAGCUUCUACGAAGGUGA
This is a messenger RNA of Carya illinoinensis, 385 nucleotides long. Its product is annotated as DNA-binding protein BIN4-like. Gene Ontology annotation, molecular function: double-stranded DNA binding. The transcript is spliced from 4 exons. The coding region runs from base 20 to 385 and encodes 121 amino acids. The record is from RefSeq and is a predicted model, not a curated record. Lineage: Eukaryota; Viridiplantae; Streptophyta; Magnoliopsida; Fagales; Juglandaceae. Gene Ontology annotation, cellular component: nucleus; DNA topoisomerase type II (double strand cut, ATP-hydrolyzing) complex. Gene Ontology annotation, biological process: DNA endoreduplication; chromosome organization.